CUCGGGUUCCCGGGUCCCAACCUUGGGCAAGGGCUCCGAGGGUCGUAGCCAGCCUCAUUUACGGCCCGCAUAGGUGGUUUUUAGUGACACCGCUCGCCCAGCGGCAGCGCGGGCACUGCGGAGCAGCGACCUGCGCAAAAUCGCAGUCGUAUGGGCCCUACGCGCCGCAAUUGGGUAAGCAGCUAUGGCGGCGCUCGUCGCCGUAUUGCUGCUGCCGGGCGGCCUUGCUGCCAUGUGCGGCGAGCCCGACGCGGCGGGCCGCAGCAUUGCGCACUAUCAUCAGCACAAGAACGCCGGCAUCACGAUCCGCGCCAUGCUGAAGAACGUGACGCACGCGCGCGAGAUGCAUUCGAGCCGGCCGCCGCUCGCAAAGGUGCUGCGCGCGGCCGGCGCGAAGCGCGAGUUCGUCGUCACCUUCGUGCGCGAGCCGGUCUCGCGGACGCUGUCGCGCUACUGGUACUGGCGCGCGACGGGCAGCGACAAGAGCAAGAAGACGCGCAAGGCGCGCUGCGCGACGCUGCUGGAGUACGCGCGGGCGAGCGCGCGGGCCAACAACCAGCACCAGUACAUGCUCGGCGGCGCGGCGCUCGGCGCCUGCGCGGCGCGGCGGCGGCUCGGCGGGCGCGCGCGCGGCUUCUCGCUCCAGAAGCUCCGCGGCUUCUCGUGGGGCGCGCGCGGGCGGAGCAAGGGGCCCGCCGAGGGCGACGGCGUUUUCGACGCGGAAGCCGGGAACAGGACGAAGGCGCCCGCGGACGUGUGCCCGGCGGGCGCCGAGGCGUACGGGCGGCGCGUGGACGAGCUCCUGGCGUCGCCGGACCUCUUCGUGGGUGUCGUGGAGCACUUUGAUUUGUCGCUUUUGUUGCUCGGGCGACUCUUCCCGGACCUGGACGUCGACUAUUGCCGGCGGAACUCCGUGGUCGGCGCGCCCCGCCUCGACGCCGUGCGCGCGAGCGCCGCGGACGCGGUCCGCGUGAUCGCGGCGAAGAAUCGCCUCGACGCCGUCGUCCAUCGACGCGCGGAGGCGGCGCUCCUCGCGCGGGCGCGCUGCGUCUUCGGGGGCGCCGGGGGCGUGGACAGGGCCCUGGCGAACUACACGGCGCGCCUGCGGGCCUUCCAGCGCGAGCGCUGCGGCACGUCGGGCCACAGCCACUCGCUAGGGUCGCCCCUGGACGAGCCGACGGCGUGGUCGCCGAGCGAGGAGUGCCGGCGCUACCGGGCGAGCGAGGAUUUCCUGCCAGUGAGCGACGACGACGAGGAGUCCGUAGACCCCUAGGAC
This is a messenger RNA of Pelagomonas calceolata, 1276 nucleotides long. NCBI's taxonomy places the organism in Eukaryota, Pelagophyceae, Pelagomonadales, Pelagomonadaceae. The record is from the annotation of a GenBank genome assembly.